Messenger RNA from Solea senegalensis (Senegalese sole), 2895 nucleotides. Its product is annotated as apoptosis-inducing factor 3. Gene Ontology annotation, molecular function: oxidoreductase activity, acting on NAD(P)H; flavin adenine dinucleotide binding; 2 iron, 2 sulfur cluster binding. The coding region runs from base 685 to 2505 and encodes 606 amino acids. Gene Ontology annotation, biological process: execution phase of apoptosis. Gene Ontology annotation, cellular component: mitochondrion; cytoplasm. The transcript is spliced from 22 exons. NCBI's taxonomy places the organism in Eukaryota, Metazoa, Chordata, Actinopteri, Pleuronectiformes, Soleidae. The record is from RefSeq and is a predicted model, not a curated record.
CAACACAGGUUUUACCAAUAACAUUAAUUAGGGUUCCACUCUAGGUUUGAGAGCAAGUGUAAGAGUAGGUGGCACAAAAUACCUGACAUUUUAACCAGUAGAAGCUGUUUUUCCUGAAAAUGUGUUGUUUUAAAACUACUGACCGUGAAACGGUCUGUGACAUUUGAAGAUGGCCUCAGGAUGGAGUAUAUGGAACUUUGUAUUGCUACAGGAAGCAAGUAAGCAAACACUUUUAUUUUUGUGUAAUAAGCAGCUGUGAAUAUAUUAAUGACAUAAACUUGUAUUUCCUGCUUGAAAGACCCAAAACCAAUGAGCUUCAAGAACAAAGAUGUCAGAAGCGUGUCUGUAUCUGCAGACGCCUGAGGAUGCUAACAGCAUAGCCAGGGCAGGCUAGUCAACAACAAGAACGCUGUGAUUUGCUGUGCAAUGGAUUGGAAGUGCUGCAUCCUAAUCAACCUGCCGUGCCAUCAUUUCCAUGGAACAAUGCAUGUGAGAUCAUGAGAUUAUGUGGAGGAGCUGACGUGUGUGAUGGCCAGAUUGGACCUGCAGGUUCCCAUACGCACAGAUUUGUGUUACCAUUACCUUCCAACCAAGCAGCCCAGCCCAAAGAACUGACCGCACUGCGCCGCCCCCCCUCCCCCUCCCUUUCCCUUUCCCUGGGCGUCCCUCAAUCCUGGACCCACCAUGGGAGGAUGCUUCUCCAAACCCAAACCAGUUGACGUUAAAGUGGAACUCUCUCUCCUGGAUAAAGAAAAAGAGGUGGACGGGCUGUCACCGAACGGUAAAGCGAGUCCCUUUGCGGACUGCAGACUUAACGGAGCACUGGGACAUGGCUCUGAUGACGACUCCACCCCACUUCCCCCCUACCACAAACCGCGGGACUACGUGGAGGCCUCAGUCUGUCACGUUAAAGACCUGGAAAAUGGACAGAUGCGCGAGGUUGACUUGGGAAGUGGGAGAGCUCUGUUGAUCAAAGAACACGGCGAGUUCUCAGCCAUGGGCCACAAGUGUCCACACUAUGGAGCCCCCCUGGUCAAAGGCGUGUUGUCAAAGGGACAUGUGCGCUGUCCGUGGCACGGUGCGUGUUUCAACAUUGCGACAGGAGACCUUGAGGACUUUCCAGGACUGGACAGUCUGCCGAUCUUCCAGGUCAGAGUUGAAAAGGACAAGGUGAUCAUCCGCGCAAACAAGCAGGCUCUUCAGUCACAGAAGAGGUCAAAGCCCAUGUCUCGAUGUUCGGCAGUCAUUAACUCCAGCACUGGCUUCAGCCAUGUUAUCAUCAUUGGCUCAGGUCCGGCAGCGUUGGUGUGUGCGGAGACACUCAGGCAAGAGGGCUUCACCGAUCGUAUAGUCAUGUGCACCAUGGACAGACAUCCUCCAUAUGACAGGACUAAACUGAGUAAGUCCCUAGACAUCACAGCAGAGCAGCUGAGACUGCGCUCCAUGGAGUUUCUGCAGGACCAUGACAUUGAACUGCUCACAGAGAAAGAGGCCGUGGCAAUAGACGUGAAAACACGAUCUGUGACAUUUGAAGACGGCCUCAGGAUGGAGUACAGGAAACUUUUCAUUGCUACAGGAAGCAAACCCAGACCAAUGAGCUUCAAGGGCAAGGACGUCAGGAACGUGUUUCAUCUGCGGACGCCUGAGGACGCUAACAGCAUAGCCAGGCUGGCCAACAUCAAGAACGCUGUGAUUGUGGGAACAUCAUUUGUUGGUAUGGAGGUGGCUGCAGCUCUAACUGACAAGGCCCACUCAGUCUCUGUCAUUGGGAUCGAGUCAGUCCCCUUCAAAAAAGCUCUCGGGGAGAAAGUGGGGAAAGCCAUAAUGAAGCUGUUUGAAGCAAACGGGGUGAAGUUCUACAUGAUGAACGAGGUGUCAGAGAUGAUCGGCCAUCAUGGACAGCUGAAAGAGGUGGUACUCAAGAGUGGGAAAGUCCUACGGGCCGACGUGUGCGUCAUCGGUGCAGGAAGUGUCCCUGCAACAGGCUUCCUGAAACAGAGUGGCCUCCACGUGGACUCCAAGGGCUUUAUCACCGUCAACAAAACGAUGCAGACAAAUGUUGAUGGAGUCUUUGCUGGAGGAGACGUGGUGGUGUUUCCUUUCCCGCCGCGCAACAACAAGAAGGUGAACAUCCCCCACUGGCAAAUGGCUCAUGUACACGGAAGGGCGGCGGCUCUCAGCAUGAUGGGCCGAGCCUCUGAGAUGAAAACUGUGCCUUAUUUUUGGUCUGCCAUGUUUGGGAAGACCAUUCGCUAUGCAGGGUACGGGGAUGGAUUUGAUGAUGUCGUUAUACAAGGAGAUCUGGAUGAACUUAGAUUUGUAGCAUUUUAUACCAGGAGCGAGGAGGUGGUCGCGGUCGCCAGUAUGAACUAUGAUCCCAUUGUGUCCAGGGUGGCCGAGGUCUUAGGAUCUGGAAAGACGAUUAAGAAACGAGAUGUGGAGAUGCUAGCACGACUCGGCAAGACUGGAGACAUUUCUUGGUUGAUUGACAAAGGCUCUCAAUGACUUUACACCUGAAUGUCCCCAAAGGACAAACCCCAUGUCCAGUGGACACCUCACUGUGGACACUAAUGGUGCUGAGACACUAAGCAGCUAUUCUUCUUCUUUGGACACAACUACACACGUUCCCUUAUUUCUAUCACUCUUUCUCUCUCACACACACACACAUUGGGGACAGGACCAUGUCUGCGUAGGACCAGGACAACACUGAGACUUGCUUUUGUUCCCGAGAGACAUUUGAACGUGACAAAUGGAGUCAUACGUGGUCCGAGUACACUGUUGUCAUGCUUGACUUAAAAAAAAAAAAAAAAAAAAAGCAAUACUGGUUCGAGUCUCUGUGCUGCUGCUAGAAGAUGCAUCUACCUGUACACUUGUUUAUAAAAGGCCAGGAACAGA